Messenger RNA from Symbiodinium pilosum, 609 nucleotides. Lineage: Eukaryota; Dinophyceae; Suessiales; Symbiodiniaceae. The record is from the annotation of a GenBank genome assembly.
AUGCCUGGCUUGGGCUCGGAAGAGGAACUGCGUCUACUGAGAAAUUCAGUGGCACGCCACAGUGCCACCAUCCGCCAAUGGGAGCAAGUCUUGAACCAGCACCAACCCGAGAGCCAGCUGCAGUCUGAAGUGGACAACCUGCAAGCUCGGCUGCAGCGCAAGCAGGCGGACUUGAAGCGCGCAGAGACUCCACCACCGGCGGUUUUUCAGCCUCUGCCGGAAAGCGACGACUCCGCCAAAGCAGUUAUUUUCUUCCUGUACACUCCUGACCUGCUGCGCUCGCUUUCGCGCAUGACUAUCCUGGCGGAGCAGCUGCUGCUGCCCUGGCCGUGGCGCUGCGAAAAAAGGUGGGAUAUGACGGAUGCGAUCGGUGUUAAAAACUUCCCCACAUGCUGGGCGGACUAUUACAACAAGAAGCAGAGCUGCUUGUAUUUCACUCCACCGACGCGGCGGCAUGGCAAGCAUGGCCCGGUGCAGCUGCUGAGUCGUGGACGCAUACCAGAAGACUCACUUGUGCGCGGCACCCACAUCGAUCAUCUCACAUCUGAGAGAGAUGGCGUGCGCGUCUCAAGUGUUUCAGGAUGUUUCAGGCAAUUUCAGGCUGCAUGA